This is a messenger RNA of Bursaphelenchus xylophilus (pine wood nematode), 4927 nucleotides long. Lineage: Eukaryota; Metazoa; Nematoda; Chromadorea; Rhabditida; Aphelenchoididae. The record is from the annotation of a GenBank genome assembly.
AUGGCGAAAGAGAAGGUUGCAAUUAUUGGAGCUGGUCCAAGUGGAUUGACUGCGGCAAGGUGAGAUUUUUUUUUUGAUUUUUAUUUUUUUUUCCACAGCAAGAGUUAAAAUUCUGAUUAAAAAAAUUCUGAAUUCAUUCCAAAUUUGUGAAAAAUCAAAAAAAUCUUCAAAAAACAUUUUAGGCAAGCCCUUGAAGCCGGCUUUGAACCAGUGGUUUUGGAGCGUCGUAACCGUUUCGGAGGUCGCUGGAGUUUCACCGAAGACAAGAAAUGUAAGCAAACAUUGGGAUUUUUCAAAAAAUUAUUUUAGAUAUUACCCAUCUCCCAUCGACUCGGACAAAGUAUUCAAAGAUUUCCUCGAGUUUCAGCGAUUUCCCCAUUUCCGAUCAUUUCCCGCAAUUUUUAAGCCAGCCGGAAGUCUUGGAAUACUUGGAAAAUUACGUGGAAAAGUUUGAUUUGAAAAAAUUUAUCAAGUUAGAGACUAAUGUAGUUGGCAUUCGAAGGCACAAGAAGUACGAUGACAAUGGAAUUUUUGUGGUCGAUUAUGAAAAGUGAGUGGUUUGGAGAUUGUUUUAUUUUUUAUACAGGGUGCGGCAAAAAAUGGAAACUUUUUUUAUAACAACAUCAAACAAUAUAACAUGAAACAAUACAAUAUCAAACAUUACAACGUGAAACAAUACAACAUAAAACAGUACAACAUCAAAUGGCCUUUGGUAGCUUGUACACUGGACACCCUAACUGCCGCUGGAUCUCUCCGCACCACCAUGACCAACGGCUGCCAUGGAAUUCGCCGGAAAACGAUGCUUUAGAGUAUAUCCCGUCGGCGAAGUGAGCCAGCUCGCGCAUCACAACACCAAAGCAAGGGCUGCCGCUAGUCUCAGUAAACGGGACGAAAACCAGAACGUUUGUUUAGGACGCUCUUGUGCGUACACCUUUAACGUCGACCUUAGAACGAAUUCGAACCUUUUCACGAGCAUCCGCCCAAACGCUAGCAUUGAGACAGCACGUACCACCUCUUGUACCAUCAGUCCGCGUUCUCCAUUUUCCGCAUUCACAUAUUGCUUCAGUGCGUCCUUCAGCCUUUGAUUCCAUCUAUCAACCUCCUCCUUACUCAAAUUGUCAGAAAGACCUCUGUCUUAAAAGUAGACAUCCAAUGAAUCCGUGAUACCGCCCGAGCUUUACGAAGGCGACGUACUCCUUCGCGCGGGUUCGGACUAGCCAUGUAUUGGACUCGCCUUCUAUACAAAUCCUCCACCGAUCUUUUCAAGAACACCACCAUCGCCUUUUUGCUGUCCUUUAAGAACUUCGCAUCGACCUCCGACCUCUGUGCUUGUGGCACCUCUCCAGCCAUCUCGUUCACAUCGGCCCUGUCCUCUUCAUUCUGCCUCGAGGGGGUCUUCCGUUUUUUUUUUAUAUUUUUUGUUAUCCCUGUACGUGCCUGGCCUUUUCGCUGCUCCAAGGCGUUUGUCAGAAGGACAGCAUCCAGUCCGAUGAGGCCCUAUGCACGUUGGCUAACGUCGAAGACCGCUAAAAUUCCUGUCAUCGCCUAAGGCGGAAUUUGUUGCAAAGUACAUACGCCAGAGAUUACUCCAUGAACAAAAAGUGUUUUUCUCCGGAGUUGGACGACUAGGGAAACCAAAAACAUUAUUUUUCGUCGAUGCAAAUGUCGAAAUUAGGUAUUUAGUACUACCUGAUACUAUAUAGUACGAGGUGAAAAUAGCAGUACUAUAUAGGCACCAGAACAACACCACUAACGCAUAAGGGUCAAAUUUUAACCUCGUACUACAGAGUAUCAGGUAGUACUAUAUAGCACUAGACGGAAAGUUAACAUGAUUUUCGAAAAUUAGCACCAGAUACGCCAUAAUAUUUUCAGAUCUGGCCAACGGUACUCUGAAGAAUUCCCGUACGUUUUACUGGCGCUCGGGCGCACUCAUAAACCUUGGAGACCCAAUCCUUAUCGAAAAGAGAAGGAGUUCAAGGUAAGAACUUUACUUAUUCGAUGAGACAGUCUUAGCAAGAGAUACAACAGUGAUUUUUCAGGGCAAAAUCAGUCAUUCCGCGGAAUACAAGGGAAAUUCCGCAUUCGAGGGACAGAAAGUGGUGAUUGUUGGGUUCGGCGACAGUGCGGUGGAGAUUGCAAAUGAUUUGUCGUUUGUUGCGAAAAAGGUGUGGCUUUUUUUAAAAAAAAAAUCAAAAAAAAAAUUUUUUGCAAUUUUUACAAAACAGAGAGCACAAAAUUAUUUUUUUUACGAAAAAUUCAUAGAGAUACGGCCAAAAAAUGAGAUUUUUCUCUGACCGCUCUCCUCACUUUCCAUAGUCUCUCGAAGAAAAAGAAAAAAUUGUGGAAUAACUUGGUUCAACUUGCUUCUCAUCUCCUUAAAUUUUCACAAAUUGACACUUGAGGUAUUUAGAAGAUAUUUAUAAAAAAAUUUGAAAAAAAAAAUAAAUUUCAAAAAUUCAAAAAAAAAAUUUUUUUUUUUAAUUUUUGUUAUAAAAACAGGUAAUAAUCUGCGCACGUCACGGAGAAUGGCUAAACUAUCGUGCCGACCCCUCUGGCCAUCCCUUGGACCAUGAAUUUAACUCAAGAUUUAUGGGAAAUCUCCGCAAAAUCGUGCCGAAACCGGUUUUUAACAAAAUCUGGGAAAAAUAUUCCCUUUCCCAAUUGAAUUUGGAGCAACAUGGAGUGGAAAGGCCAACUUUCGGAUACUGGAAUACCAUUCCGACGUUCGCGGAUGGACUGAAGGAGCAUUUGAAGAGCGGAAAGAUCCGCUUUGAAAAGGAUUUUUUGAGUUUUGAUGAGAAAUCGGUGGAAUUUAGCGAUCGAAAAGCCGAGAAUAAUGUGGAUCAUGUAAGUUUUUUUGAUGACUUUUUAAAAAAAACUAAUUUUUAUCUAAAUUUCUAUAUUUUUUAAUCAAAAAAAUGAAAAAAAAAUUUACAUAAUUUCAGGUGAUUUUCUGCACUGGCUACGAGUUCGAUUUUUCGUUGUUGGAAAAUGGGACGAUGAUUCGUGUCCGCGACAACGACAGUCAACUUUAUUUGCACAUGUUUGAUCCGGAAAUUUCGCGAGGAAAUCUGGCAAUUAUUGGGUUGGCCAACCCAUUUGGCCCGAAUUGGCCAAUCGCGGAAUUGCAGGUGGGUUCCACUUACAGGGCAAGUACUCCAAGUGCGACGCUCAGAUUUUGAUGAAACUUGGCACAAAUUUAAAAUAAUUUUUUCUAAAAUAUAUGCGAGAAUCCUGGCUCGCGCUUUGCGGAAACAACCGACAUUUUUAGAUCGAAAGUCGGCCAAAAUUUAGGACUUUUUGCGGAAUUUCGGCACGAAAAGUCUCAUGCCUAUUUCUACCAUAAAGGAUAAUGUUUCGACAAAAAAUCAAAUUUUUUCGCUCGAAACUGCCAAAGUUAUGGCCAAAAGGCGCUUUUCUCCCUGACCGCUCUCCACGUUUAGCGUGCUCUUUCGGCUGCAAAAAUCGUUCGAUAUCUCGGCGGCGCCCGCAAAACGCGAGCUAAAACUUUCAGGAAUUGAUAUUUACUCCAUACCCGACGUGUGUGCAAAAUUUAAAGAAAAUCUGAGCGUCGCACUUGGAGUACUUCCCCUGUUAGAUACGACAUAAAAAUCAACCCUUAUAGGAGAAGGGCUCAUUUCGACGCUCAGAUUUUGAUGAAACUUGGCACAAAUUUCGACUGAAUUUUUCUAUGGCAUAUCCGAGAUUUUUAGCUCGCGCUUUGCAGAAACAACCGAGAUUUUUAGAUCGAAAGUUGGGAAAAAUGUAACAUUUUUUUGUUGAUUUUUGACAUGAAAAGUUUCAUUUCUAUUUCUAGAGUGGAUAAUAAUUUUUCUACAAAAAACCAAUUUUUUCCGCCCAAAACUGGCAAAAAUACGGCCAAAAGAUGUUUUUAUCUCUGACCGCACUCCGUUUUUCGCAUACUCUCUCGGCCGGAAAGAUUGUUGAAUAUCUCGGCAGUCGCUGAAAAGUCCGAGCUAAAAGUUUCAAGAAUUUAUGUAUGGCCUCUGCCCGACAUGUGCGCAAAAUUUGAAGACAAUCUGAGCGUCGCACUUGGGGUAACUUUCAUCGAAAAAAUUGACAAAAAUUCCAAAAAAUUCCAUUUUUUCUUUGAAAAAUCAACGUUUAUUCAAAAAAAAAUUUUUUAAAGAUAUUUUUUUACACCUCCAUCAGAUCAUUUUUCAUCUUUUUCGCCGUUCCAAUCCCUUUUUUAACUAGAGAUCGCGAAUAAAAACAACAAUUUUCGACUGCAUUUUCGUUGGGAGGGAAAUAAAAAAAUGAUUUUUUGCUUUUUUUAUAUUUUUAACAGGCGAAUUAUCAGUCUGUCGGGAAAAUAAUGAGCACAAUAUCGUUGCGACAAUCGCGUCGCUGAAAAAAAAUUUUUUGAUUUUGCCGCGACACAAUUCAUUUAUUCAGCGGCGGCGAUUUUCUUCGACUGGGUGCUCAUUAUUUUCCCGACAGACUGACAAAUCUCAAAAAUUUAAAAUUUUUCAAAUUUUUUUUUUUUUUUUUGAAAUGCUAAAAAUCGAACUUUAAGGCUCGAGUGUUCUUCGCUCUGCACCGUGCUGUCUGGACUCUGCCUUCCGAGUUUUUUAUGCGAGAACGCGCCGAAUGGAAGCGUUGCCAAAUCUCGGUGGGCUUCCUGAAAACCCGUCGACACACCCAAAUCGAGGAUUUCAUUGGGUUUUCCGAGGAAUUGGCGGACAAAAUCGGCGCCAAAAUCCCGUGGAAAUUGUGGGUUUCCGACCCGGUUUUGGCUUACAAAUCACUUGUGGCGCCAUUUUCCCCGGCUCAAUAUCGAAUUUGUGGGCCCAAUUCGAAUCCGCAGGCCAGAGAAUAUGUCAUGGCGUUGAAAUCGAAUGAUUUUUCUGUGUUUUGGAUAGCUUUUGUUGUGUUUGUUAUCAUUUUGGCUUGGUUUUUGAAAUAA